ACUGUACGUCGCUGUCAGGGCACUGUAGCGUUUCAAGACAGUGACAAGCGAAGAGGAAAAGAGAGCAUCGCAAACUUCCACUCAAACAUCAAGUCUUGUUGUUGUUGUUUUCAUCAUGAAAGCCAUCAGUCCCGUCCGCUCGGUGAGGAACUGCUACAAGGCCGUGUGCUGUAUUUCGGAGCAGAGUCUCGCCAUCAGCCGGAAUAAACACUCGUGUCUGGAGGAGCCGGUGGGCGCCCUGUGCGACAUGAACGACUGCUAUUCCAAGCUGAAGGAGCUGGUGCCGAGCAUCCCGCAGAACCAGUCGGUCAGCCAGGUGGAGAUCCUGCAACACGUUAUCGACUACAUCUUCGACCUGCAGAUCGCGUUGGAGGCGGAGGACGCAGCCGCGCCGGAGAUGGUUUUGUCAAUAAAGACUGCGGAUCUUACUCGCAAUUUCUCCAAAGAAGAAGGGCGGUUGUGCCAUUAAGAUGACAUAUUAUGGUGCAGGGAAACACAUGUCUCCACUUCACUCCGGGCAAGAGGACAAGAGGGGCAGAAAGGGUGGGAUAGGUAUUUGGAAGAGAAGGAGGAGGAGAAGGAGGAGGAGAAGGAGGAGGAGGAGGGAGGUGGAGGGUUUAAAAGAAAAGAAAGAAAAGACAAGAAAAAAGUGGACCAUUUCCUAGAUGAGUGGGGAUCAACGGUAGUGCAUGAGCAAGAAAACAGAGACUCAUUCUUUGGCCCCUGGACAGACAAAUCAACACACCAAAGCAGAAGCCAGGAUUGGCAACUGAAAGCGAACGGCUUUAUAUGCCCUCCUCCAAAAACCUGGGAUCCCCUGUAGGUAGAUGUAGAAAUAUUGGUACAUUGUUGUUUUAUUUUAUGUUUUUUUUUGUUUUGUUUUUUUAUGUCUGUUGAAUUUGAAAAACUUUUUUUUUUGUGGGUUAAACUCCACACCCAACCUGAAUCCCUUUCUACACCAAGUCUCACAUCAUCUCACUUAAUUAUCCUUGCAUUAUUUUCCCUCCUUAAUCUGAUUUCUAAUGAUUUGGAGACUGUUACAACUUCAUACGAAUGUGUACAUAUCUGCUGUGGGUAUGUAUGUAAGUCGUGAGUCAAUUUGGAUGUUUUUUUCUGAAUGGAAGUUGGGGUUUUCUUAGGUAUACUCAGAACUCUAUACUAGAGUUAAUUGUGAAUGUUUGUAGGGAUUGUGUUAUUUCUACAGACAAUGUGCUGUGAGUUUUAUAAACUCUUUAUUAUAAAGUGUGCUUUGUAUGUAUGUAUGUAUGUUCUUAUGUAAUGAAAUAAAAAAAAAGAUGUGAAACA
Larimichthys crocea (large yellow croaker) is the source of this 1305-nucleotide messenger RNA. It is a transcript of the gene id3, whose product is annotated as inhibitor of DNA binding 3. The transcript has 3 exons. The coding region runs from base 116 to 469 and encodes 117 amino acids. Gene Ontology annotation, cellular component: nucleus; cytoplasm. Gene Ontology annotation, biological process: cell differentiation; negative regulation of transcription by RNA polymerase II; circadian regulation of gene expression. NCBI's taxonomy places the organism in Eukaryota, Metazoa, Chordata, Actinopteri, Sciaenidae. Gene Ontology annotation, molecular function: transcription regulator activity; protein dimerization activity. The record is from RefSeq and is a predicted model, not a curated record.